This is a messenger RNA of Plasmopara halstedii, 363 nucleotides long. RefSeq names its product transmembrane protein 14c. NCBI's taxonomy places the organism in Eukaryota, Oomycota, Peronosporomycetes, Peronosporales, Peronosporaceae. Gene Ontology annotation, cellular component: membrane. The record is from RefSeq and is a predicted model, not a curated record. The transcript has 2 exons. Bases 1 to 363 code for a protein of 120 amino acids.
AUGUAUGACUUCUGCCUCACGAUUCCGUAUGGAAUGCUCUUGGGCGUAGGUGGUGUCAUUGGCUUCAUAAACACGGGUAGCACUAUGUCUGUCGCAGCCGGUGGACUGUCUGGUGCCAUUUUGAGCUUCCUUGGCUACUGCAGUUAUAAUGAGUACAAACAGAGUCCUGUGACGUCUAAAUUGUGGCCUGGUCUCUCGUUAGCCGUGUCUACAGCGCUCACUAUUACUAUGGGCAACCGCUACAACAAAACGAACGCAUUUUUCCCAGCAGGUUUCUUGGCUGCUUACAGCGCUGGUAUGUCAAUCUUUUACGUGUGGGUUCUUACUAAAAAGAGCAAGCCACAAUACAAGAAGAAAGCUUGA